Molecule: messenger RNA, 3515 nt
Organism: Leucoraja erinaceus (little skate)
Lineage: Eukaryota; Metazoa; Chordata; Chondrichthyes; Rajiformes; Rajidae
Product: coagulation factor X-like
Exons: 9
Coding region: 131-1567 (478 amino acids)
Biological process (GO): blood coagulation; proteolysis
Cellular component (GO): extracellular region
Molecular function (GO): calcium ion binding; serine-type endopeptidase activity
Source: RefSeq, a predicted model, not a curated record
GAAUCAUGCAAGCACUGUCGUGAAAGUCAGCUCAGAGUAUGUCGGCUGGAUGUAAUGACUGACUGCAAAGAUAAACAAUCCCUAGGCACUGAACUUUAAACCUUACUGCACAGUCUAGCUUUAGGAGAGAAUGAAGCUGGAAAGUUUUAUAGGGGUAUUAUCCACAAUGCUUUGGCUUUUGGGGUUCGUGCUCCCAUCACUUGUUCCCACGGAGGCAAAUCAACAAGUUUUCCUCCCCAGUAAUGCUGCCCAAGGACUUUUGAGCAGACAGAAACGCAGGAACUUCCUGCUGGAGGAGCUCAGACAAGGCAACUUGGAGCGAGAGUGCAUAGAGGAGCAGUGCAACUUCGAGGAGGCAAGGGAAGUGUUUGAGAACGAAGAGCAGACGUGGGAGUUCUACAAGACUUACAUGGUUGCUAGCAAUAUUACUAACAAUCUGUGUAAAUCUGCUCCUUGCUGGAAUGGUGGGACCUGUCACAACACUCUUAGCGACUACAACUGCACAUGUAAGACAGGCUAUGGUGGCAAGACCUGUGAGAUUGAAAAUGAUAUGUGUGCAUCCAGCCCAUGCAAGAAUGGAGGAUGGUGUUCCAAAGAAGCUACACACUAUAAAUGUUCUUGUGAAACUGGCUAUUAUGGUCAAAACUGUGAACAUGGUCCCCAGGACUGUUCAUCACAUGGGCAAAGCUGUGAUCAGUUCUGCAAGUUUCGGCACUAUAACUAUGUCUGUUACUGUGCCCAGGGAUAUAAACUUGGGAAAGAUAAGAAGAGUUGUGUUCCUGCAGUGCCUUAUCCAUGUGGAAAGCUGUCGGUCCCUCUAGCAACUGAUGAUUCUGACCUGAUCAUCAGGGCAAUCAUUGGUGACCAGCUAUGUCAAAGGGGUGAAUACCCGUGGCAGGUGCUAGUGAAAAAUGAUGAUGAAACAGUCUGCGGAGGUGCCAUUCUGAAUGAGGACUUUGUGCUGACCUCGGCUGCCUGUGUCAAGCACAUGCAAUUUUCCACAGUUGUCCUUGGAGAGCACAACCUGGAGGAAGAAGAAGGCACUGAACAAGUAAUUAACAUCAGUCGAACAUACAUUCAUUCACGGUACUCCCAGGUGACCUUCGAGAAUGAUAUUGCAUUACUGCAGUUAGAGAUGCCGAUUCAGUUUAACAACUACACCAGCCCCAUCUGUCUCCCCGAGGUCGACUUUGCUGAAUUCUUUUUGAUGAACUCCGAGUAUGGGGCGAUAAGUGGAUGGAAACUGAAACAGGGUCGUGUUGAGCAGCCAGUUAUGCUUGGUGUCCCUUAUGUCCCAUACAUUAAACAUGCCAGUUGUGAAGGGGUACAGUCUUUUCCUCUUGUAAAUCGAAUGUUUUGUGCAGGGUUUGAAGAAUUAGAAGAUCCAUUAUGUUCUUUAAUCAGAGGAAGUCCCCUUGUAACCAGCUAUAAGGGUGUAUGGUUCCUGACAGGCUUGAGUUUAGGUGCUGAUGAAUAUAAUUGUAAUAAAAUACCAGUAUACACUAAAGUUUCAAGGUACAUAAAUUGGAUUAAACAGAUAAUGAGGAAAAAGCACACACGUCACUAACUGUACAUGCAAUAUACCCAGCUGAGAUGGUGCGCUUUACUCCCUAAUGUUGCAUAGACAGAGGUACAGAAAUAGAGAAUUAAAAAUAAAUUAAUUAAUUUGCUGACAUGUUCUACUGCUGCUUCCUAACUUUGUGAAGAAAACAUUGAAGGUGGAAUGUAGUUUAAAAUCAUUCCAGAAAACAUAGAACUGUUAAUAAAAUUAUGUCAUUAAAAAUGUGAUUGAAUUCACACACUAAUAUCAUUGAUAAAAAUGUUGACAACUGCGAUGACAAUUCUGAGGAUCAUCAUACUGCAAAUGACAUGAGUAACAAUGGUGGAUACAACAAUUUAAAUUCUCCUCAGAAUUCAAGCAAUUAUAUUUUUAUUUGAUAUUUGUGACCAUUAACCUGAGUUUUACCACAGAUAUUGCAUGAAUUGGCCAGUGAAAUACCAGCAAGAGUAGGAAUAUUUAUCAGUCAGUUCCUUAUGGAAUUCCUAAUCCUAAUCUUGGUCCUGGGCAGAGUGGUUUCACAGCAUACCCAAUGGCCAAUAUUGACACGGAUGCAGGUGGCCAGGUCAGGAAAAGCUGGAAGCAUAUUCAGUGGCAAGACAGAAACAUUUGUUUCUGCAUUCAGGAAGGAUGUAGAGACGUUGGUGGGAGUGCAGAAGAGGUUUACCAGAAUGUUCCCUAGAUUAGUGGGUAUUAACCAUAAGGAGAGGUUGGACGGACUUGGAUUAUUUUCUCUAGCAUAGAUAGGGUAGACAGUCAGAACCUUUUUCCCCAGGACAGAAUUUACAAAUACUGGAGGGCAUUGUUUUAAAGUUAGAGGGGCAAAGUUUAAAGAUGCGUGUGGUGAUUUAUUUUUUACUGGAACGCACUGCCACGUGUGUUCUAUGUUCUAUUCAGCGUCCAGGCACAAACAGCGACAAAAGUUGGGCCAGUGCCAGAAAAACAGAAGUUUGUUUAAACCUGUUGAUUUCAAAAAUGUUGUCAGAUUUGAAAGUUUUAAAAUGUUGCUUUCAAAAGUGUUCUGCACUAUAUUUCGAGAGUGUAACAGAGGACAUUUUCUUAAAUCAGUUAGAAAAUCAAUUUGACCACACAAUAAAAAACAUGUCCGUUUCUAUUUUACUGCCUAACCAUAUUUUAAAGAAUUAAAAUAUUGCAGUUAAGCAACAGAACUGCAAAUGGAUAGAAUUGCAUUAGAAUUGGAUGAGAAUGGAUUAAGAAUUGCAUUCAAAAGAUUUAAAACAUGCUUAAAGAUAUCUUUAAUUUUAAGGAACUGCCCAGAGGCCCAAAAACAAGCGUACCUACGGUAGUAAUUUAUUAAAUGUGGCUAGUUUUGUUGUGAAACCCAAUUCCAACAUUAAGUUUAGAGCAUCUUAGAUAAGAUUCCAAGUGUCCCUUUUACUGAAGGAUGCAUAUUGCUUUUAGAUUUUGAUUAGACUUUGAUCGAACGCAAUCUCUGUCAUACAAGUUCCUUUUCAAAAUAUGUCAUACAUUCCAGCAGGCACCUCUGCUCAAAGGUCAGGAGAAAUUUACAGAAAGUGCACUUUGAGGAAUAUCAAUUCUCUUGCAUUUACACCCAUUCAUUACUGCACCUGUUUAGUGAACAACAUUUGAGCUGAGGAUUGUAAAUUGAAUGAGGAAUCUUGGUCAGACAAAGAAUAAAGUUUAGCCAAAAGGUCCACAGCCAAUUUUGUAUGGAAUUUAUUAUCAAGUGGGAGUAAAAAAUGAGUGCAGGUUAAAAGUAGCUUCCCUAUUUCAAUUUUUGGUAAUCUGAAACACUUUAGAUAAGAUGGAAAUUACUCCUUUUGAAACAAUGUAUCGAAACUCAUCUGUGACAGAUAAAGAUUUAAAAUUCUUCACAAAAAAAGUUUAUUACAAUGUCUGCAUCAUAUAACACAGUAACAAAAUAUACAUGGUAUUAUAUCUGCAUCCUUAGAGACGUACGGAAUUACUGCAAGCC